This is a messenger RNA of Thrips palmi, 2976 nucleotides long. Its product is annotated as glycogenin-1-like. Gene Ontology annotation, cellular component: cytoplasm. Gene Ontology annotation, molecular function: glycosyltransferase activity. The transcript has 9 exons. The record is from RefSeq and is a predicted model, not a curated record. The coding region runs from base 230 to 2296 and encodes 688 amino acids. Lineage: Eukaryota; Metazoa; Arthropoda; Insecta; Thysanoptera; Thripidae.
GCAGGGAAGCCUGAAGCCUGGCGAGCAGAAGCAGGCAGCAGGCAAGGAAGGAGGUUAGUGCGCGACGCGGCGCAAGCGGAGGAACGAGACGAGGCGAGACGAGGCGAGGCGUGAGAGGACCCAGGCUACGCGCUACCCACGGACCGGUUCCUCGUCGUCCACGUUUGUUCACUGCGAUUGUCGCGGUGCAAGACGAUAACAUAACCGGGGACCGCAACGUCGAGGCACAAUGGGAGGGUUUGCGUGGGUGACUUUGGCGACCAAUGACUCGUAUUCUCUGGGAGCUCUUGUGCUGGCUCAUUCCCUUCGUAGAACGGGCACAGUUCAUCAGAUAGCAGUGUUGAUUACACCUGGAGUGACACCCUCUAUGAGGGAGAAGCUUGGAGCUGUUUUUGAUUCUGUAACAGAAGUAAAUGUAUUGGACUCAAAAGAUGCUGCCAAUCUGGCCUUAUUGGCACGACCUGAUUUGGGCAUUACCUUCACAAAACUACAUUGCUGGCGCCUUACUCAGUAUGACAAGUGCUGCUUCCUUGAUGCAGACACAUUGGUUAUUCAAAACUGUGAUGAAUUAUCUGAGCGAGAGGAGCUCUCAGCAGCCCCAGACGUUGGCUGGCCAGACUGUUUCAACUCCGGUGUUUUUGUAUUCAAGCCAUCAUUGGAAACAUUUAAGUCACUAAUGACCUUCGCUCUACAGUUUGGAAGUUUUGAUGGUGGUGACCAGGGUUUAUUAAACUUGUAUUUCAAGGACUGGGCUCACAAGGACAUCAGCAAACACUUGCCUUUCAUUUACAACAUGUGUUCAACUGCAUGUUACUCAUAUCUUCCAGCCUUUAAACAAUUUGGUACCCAAGUUAAAAUUGUUCAUUUUAUUGGUGCCUCCAAACCAUGGAUUUGCUACCUUGAUUCAGAAUCAAAAGAAGUACAAGCUCCUAGAGAAUUUAGCCAUGUCCAAUCAUUUUUGCAGUUUUGGUGGGACCUAUUCUGUCAAAAUGUUCACUCUUCACUUUCUCCCAGUAUGCACGUUGACUCCAGCUUCUUCGAGUCUCCGCACUCACACCCUGCUCACCAUGACCUAGGCCCUGCCCUGCCCUCCCGUAGUAAUCCUACUGCAAUGUUUGUUGAUCCUUGGGAAAGCUAUUUCGAAAGAUUGCAACAAGAAUUGCAAAAUGAAAAGCGCCAUCAAGACUGGCUGGAAGUGUUGAACAAGGAUGAAAGACAACGAGGAUGUGAAGAUUUCCAGCCAAACACCACUCAAUAUUACUCUGAGAGUGGUCGCCAAGAUGCCUUGAAUAUGCCUUACCAUUAUGAGAGCAAUGAAGCCUCUGUGCAUCACCAUGAAAGUGACCAAGCUGGCGCACAUUGGCACGACCCAGGACACAAACAUGGAGAAAGACCUCCAGAACAAGAGCAGUAUAACUUCCACUCCGACCCCCCACCCCAACAUUUCCCUUCCAAUAAUUAUAACAAUGUGUGUGAGGACCACCAAUCCCACCAGCCAGUGGCCCCUGAGCCAGUGGACAACCAUGACUCUGCCGGUCUGGCUGGAGCCCUGGCCCACCUGACCCUUGGUGCGCCGCGCUCGGCCGAGCAGACGGCUUUGGAGGACCAGCUCCGGCGACAGGCCUGGGAGCAGGGCCACAUCGACUACAUGGGUCGUGACUCCUUCGACAACAUUUGGAGCAGAGUCCUCCAGUCCAUGGGCGAGACUCCGGAACCUGUCGCAGAGGAAGCGCCGGCAGCUACCCCUGCACCUGCAGCUGCGCCCGCCCCUGCCCCUGCGCCUGCCCCUGCCCCUGCACCCGCCCCUGCCCCUGCGUCCGCCCCUGCGCCUGCGCCCGCCCCUGCGCCUGCACCCGCCCCUGCGCCUGCGCCCGCCCCUGCACCAGCACCCGAGCCCGCCCCCGCACCGGUAGCUGCACCAGCCCCGGCCCCCGCACCGGCCCCCGCCUCGGUAGCAGCGCCAGCGCCCGCUGCUUCACCUGCUCCGGCACCUGCUGCUCCUCCAGCUGCACCUGCGCCCGCACUAGCCGCCGUCCCCGCAUCACCACCCACGCCCACCGUCACCACCGCCACCCCACCCACGUCACCGCCGGUGGGUGCCCCUCCUCAGCCGCAGCCCUCGCCCGAGGCCCUCAAGGUGGAUCCUACCCCUCCUGGAACACCCCCUGUCGCAGCCCAGGCCGAGGGCUCGGAACCACUAGACCCGAACGCACCCAUCCCUCCCAAGAGGAAAGGCUCCGGUUGCACUGAUGCAGAUAGCACAAGCGAAUCUGGCUCGUAUUGUAGCCUUGCUUAGUUCUUCACUGCUCCUACGACUGAUCACUAUGCUAGUCUGAAAAGCAAGUAUUUUGUUAACUGAAAAAGUGAUUACCUUAUCUUUUUCUCUCAGUUUUUUAAAGCAGAAAAGUCAUUAGUAAAAUCUAAGUGCCAAAUGUGUGCCAUAUUGAGAAUCUCAAAGUUCCUUCCUGCUGAGACUCUUAGUCUUCGGUUGUUUUUAUGUGGCAUCUAAGCUUUAUUAAAUUAUUGAGACAAUAGUUUUUAUGCUACUCAUGGUUUAAAGUCAUAUUUUUGUAAAUGUCUAAGUUUUAUUGAAAUUUAUUGUUGAUGUUUUGUGUGGCCAAGUUUGAAGUAAAUGUAUUAUUUGUAUGUUAAAAUUUUAUAUUAAAAAUGUUGUUUUUCUUACAAAUUUUAAGAUGAUGUUCUGGAAUUAGAAUGACUGAUGUUGAGAGGGAUUACUUGUGAAACAAGAGCCUAUGUUACAAAUUUUCUACUUACUGUGCCAUUUGCUAUGUCUAUUUUCUAGCUUUAUGAAUUUGUUGCCAUGAAUUGUUAAACCAUAUUCUUAAUCAAAACCACUGCCUUCCACACUUAACACGUAUAUUCUUUGUCUAUAGUCUAGUCUGUUUUAUGACAAUAAGGGUAGUGUAAGUGGGGGAAGGAAUUUUGUAUUGAUUGAAUAAACAUAUCUAAACAUAA